This is a messenger RNA of Magnolia sinica, 1533 nucleotides long. RefSeq lists its product as uncharacterized. The transcript has 7 exons. The record is from RefSeq and is a predicted model, not a curated record. The coding region runs from base 1 to 1533 and encodes 510 amino acids. Lineage: Eukaryota; Viridiplantae; Streptophyta; Magnoliopsida; Magnoliales; Magnoliaceae.
AUGAAAGCCUUAACUAUGUUCAGGGCGAGUGCCAGGGAUAAGAACUUGGUAGAACAGGAAGCCACCUACUAUGGAAGGUUUAGAAGGAAUAUCAAGGAAGAGGAUGAGCCAUUUAUACAUGCAUCUCAGGCGGCUCAAGUCUUCUAUUGCAAGGAUCCGACAAGAGAUGACUGGCAUGUUGUAUUAGAUGUUCCGAAGCGACUAACAAAAGAUGCAUAUGCAUUUGAGGAUCCGCUAGUGUUUGAGGCCAGGUUGACUGCAGGAAUUAUGUCGUAUGUAGGGCCUUCUAGUUUUGCCCCAAGAAGCACCACAAAGAUAAAAGUUUCAAUUAGUCCAGUUGGAGAGAUUACUGGAGAUAACAAAAAUCAAUUCACCUCAUUUCUAGGAAAUGUGGUCAGGACUCAUUGUCCAAUUGCAUAUAAAGACUGGCGGCUUGUGCCAAAUACCAUCAAGGAUAAUGUUUGGUCAACUGUUUUGGCCAAAUAUGAUGUUGACGACAGUGACAGCUGUAAAACUGCCAUAAUUAAGCGUGCUAAUGAUAUGUGGAAGGACUGGAAGAACCGAUUACGAGGAACUGUCCUGGAUAUGUAUGAUAAUGAUGGAGACAGGAAAAAAAAUUGCCCUAAUGGCGUAAAGCUAGAAGAUUGGGUCAAAUUCGUUGAUUACGAAUCUACAGAAGAGGCAAAGUCUCGUCGUGGAAAGGGAAAGGAAUCCAGAAGCGAAAUGAAGUUCCCUCACACGACUGGGCGACGGGGAUCUGCUAGGACGGCAGAGUUGAUUCAACAAAAAAAUCCAGAUACUCAAAUCACGAGAACUGAAUUGUUUCUGGCAACUCAUACUAGAUCCGAUGGGUCUCUCCCUUCACAGGAGCUGAGCAUCACAACGGAAAAAAUAAAAGACAUAGUUGCCAAUGACCCGGCUUGUAUACAUAAUGAUUUAAAUCACGACCCGGUUGCACAGGUUUGUGGUCUUGAUAAAAGAGGACGUGUAAGGGGGUUGGGUCAUAUUGCAAAAACUACCAUUAUUGCUUCAACCCCUUACAUUAAUGAAAUUAGAGAAGGAAAGGGUGAAAUUGCUGAGGUUAAAGCAUCGAUAAUUGUAUUAAAAGAGCAAAUGGAAAACAAGAUCAACGAGUGCAAGGACAUGAUAUUGACCAUUGGAGAACGUUUGCUUGAAGUUCAGAAUCAAAUAAAUACUCCAGUUCAACCAAUGCAAUGCUCUCCAGGCACUGCUGGUUCUCAGGCAUUUUUUCGAUCUGGCGAUACCUCAAGUCAUCGUGAUGAGUCAGCUCCACCUCCACCUCCACUUCUACGGGUGGAACAAAUCUGUCAUUUGACAGAUAUUUGUAGUCGAGUUGUUGCACGUGGGCGUCUGAUUAGAGAUAAUGCAGGCAUCCCUCCAGAUUGCAUCAAAGUUAUAUUGGAUGUUAUUGAAGUUCCCAGUGCGAAUGUGUUUGGUGACAUUGAGAAGAUGUUAGCCGAUUGUGACGUGGGUGAUGUUCUCGUUUGGCCUCGAGUGCUGACGAAAACAUAG